Monodelphis domestica (gray short-tailed opossum) is the source of this 915-nucleotide messenger RNA. Its product is annotated as olfactory receptor 14A2-like. Gene Ontology annotation, molecular function: G protein-coupled receptor activity; olfactory receptor activity. NCBI's taxonomy places the organism in Eukaryota, Metazoa, Chordata, Mammalia, Didelphimorphia, Didelphidae. The record is from RefSeq and is a predicted model, not a curated record. Gene Ontology annotation, cellular component: membrane. Gene Ontology annotation, biological process: G protein-coupled receptor signaling pathway.
AUGAACAACCUCACAAUGGUGACAGAAUUCCUCCUCAUGAGCUUUUCCAAAACCUGGGAGCUACAGAUCUUACAGGCCAUCUUGUUCUUGCUAAUCUACUUGGUGGCUCUGAUGGGGAACCUGCUCAUCUUCACUCUCAUCUCACUAGAUGGGCACCUCCACACCCCUAUGUACUUCUUCCUGAAGAACCUGUCCUUCUUGGAUCUUUGUCUUAUUUCCACCACAGUCCCCAAAUCCAUUGCAAACUCCAUGAGCCACAGUCAUUCAAUCUCUUUGUUGGAGUGUAUAUUACAACUCUUUUUGGUUAUCUUCUUUGCAUCAUCAGAGCUUUUUCUCCUCACAGUGAUGUCCUAUGACCGCUAUGUAGCCAUCUGCAGGCCCCUAAACUAUGAAGUUGUCAUGAACAAAGGGACUUGUGUGAAGAUGGCAGCUUUUUCCUGGCUCACUGGUGGUUUGUUUGGGGUCCUAUACACAAUUAGUACAUUCUCAUUGUCUUUUUGUAACUCCAAUGAGAUCCAUCAGUUCUUUUGUGAUGUCCCUUCUUUACUCAGAAUCUCUUGCUCUGAUACACAUAUUGCACUUGAUGUGACUAUAGCUAUGGGGUUCAGUUUAGGGAUUCUCUGCUGUAUUUCCAUAACUAUCUCUUAUGGUCCAAUCUUCUCAACUGUGCUGAAGAUUCCAACCACAGAGGGUCGAUCAAAGGCCUUUUCCACUUGCUUGCCCCACCUCUUUGUCCUCCUGAUUUUUAUCACAACAGCAGCCUUGUCUUACCUAAGCCCACCUUUGGACACUAACUCAGUACUGGAUCUAUUAUUGUCUAUGUUCUAUAUGGUGGUGCCCCCAACCCUGAACCCUAUCAUCUAUAGCCUAAGGAACAAGGAUGUGAAGACUUCCCUAAAGAAGCUCAUAGCCUGA